Branchiostoma belcheri (Belcher's lancelet) is the source of this 822-nucleotide messenger RNA. RefSeq names its product neural cell adhesion molecule 2-like. Lineage: Eukaryota; Metazoa; Chordata; Leptocardii; Amphioxiformes; Branchiostomatidae. Bases 1 to 771 code for a protein of 256 amino acids. The record is from RefSeq and is a predicted model, not a curated record. The transcript is spliced from 5 exons.
AUGAUCCACCACAAAACAAGGCUCAUUCCGUCGGACGCGGAGGUCGGGCUGUCGGCGCGCGUGUUUGCGGCGGAACAGCCGACGUUCUCCCGACUGUUUGUGAACCGAGCGGAGGAGGGAGACGAAGGUGUGUACGCCUGCCGGACAGACACAGAGGAGGUCACGCUGCAGCUCAUCUUACAACUGCCCCUGCGGAUAGAGAGUGCGCCGUCCCCGCAGCAGGCCAGAGUGGGGAGUGACUACAAGAUCGUCUGUCAGGUGACCAGCCCGACCACGCCUACAUACACCUGGUACUACCGGGGGGACGUCAUAGAUAUCGACGUGACGUCACGUUACGCCCUGGCCGCUGACGGACUGAUGAUCACCGACGUCAUGACGUCAGACGCAGGCCCGUACACGUGUGAGGCCCUGAAUCCUGACUCAGGAGAUAGCGACUUUAAGGACAUCGUCUUCAACGUCAUAGAAGAUGACACCCCAUCACAAGCGUCGGACAACUCCCUAUCAAGUUCACUACCAAGUGUAACAUCGACUCUUUUUAGUGACAGUAGAACAGUGUCUGUACCCAACACCAACACCACCACCAGCACAGGAACUGGCGGGGAAAGUUCAGGAGAGACCGGCGGUGGAGGCAGCACCAGUGCGGCGGUAGGCGGUGCUCUAGCGGGGCUGGUCAUCCUGAUGGCCGUCAUCGUGUCGCUGUACAUCGUCUACAGGAACACGCUCAAGCGGAACACGUCGGCAAAACGCACUGCCCCUGCGCGAAACCCGUAAUGUACUGUGCAUAGCACGUCGGAAGAACGUAAGGCUACAGCAAAUAUAUUU